GCCUAUCGGCUGUAAAGUGUUAAGUCCCUUGGCAUUACUAAUUUUUAUCCAAUGAAAAUCCGUCUUACUUUCAUUCUUCAUAAUAAACAUAAUAAACAUGGCGGCCUGCACGAAACAUGCUGAAAUUUGUAAUCGGUUUCAGUUAGAAUGCCUAACAGAGACCCAGAAUAGAAGUAUACUAUCGCUCCAACAAGGACGUGACGCGUUUCUGAGUACAAGAACUGGUAGUGGAAAAUCGCUGACGUACGAAUGUUUCCCACUUGUAUACCCCAAGACAUGCCUAUUAGUUAUUGCACCUCUUAUUAGUAUCAUGACUGAACAGUGUUCGAAAUUAAGAAAACUCGGUUUUAAAGCAACAUACAUUGGUAGAGAUUCUUUGGAGAACACUGUAAUAGAACAUGGAUGAUUCGAUUUUGUUUAUGGAAGUCCAGAGAUGUUCCUAGCCAGUAAUAAGUGGCGUGAGAUGUUGAAUUCAAUUAUCUACCAGGAAAGAUUGAAGCUGAUUGUAGUUGACGAAGCGUACAUCGUUUUACAAUGGGGUGAAGGUUCAAAUCAAGUGGAACCAUUUAGGAAAUGGUUUUCACAGAUUGGACAGUUAAGGUCACUAUGUCCUACAGUACCACGUCUUGCUCUAACAGCAACUUCAGGGCCCUCAAAUAGGAGAAAGAUAAUGAGAAUGUUGUGUUUUCGUAUAGGAUGCGAGGUUAUCUCAGAAUCCCCAGACCGACAAAACAUUAAAAUAUCCCUUCAAAUACCAAAUAAUGACAAUAUUGAGUCCACAUUCAUGUCGUUGCUGGAUGACUUAAAAACAUUAAAAGAAAGGCUUCCAAGGCACAUUAUAUUUUGUGAAACAACAUCCGCAGUUUCUAAAGUGUAUGCUGCUUUCAACAAAUUCUUCAAUAAAAAUAACGAACACUUUGAAAUGUAUCACAGCAAAAUACCUGAAGCCAAAAAAUAUGAAAUCCGGGUUGAUAUGGCUGAAGAUGGCCGUAUUCGAAUACUAAUCUUCACCAAUUCUGCAGGAAUGGAUGUUAACUUCCAUGGGGCAAAAAACAUCAUACAUUAUGGAUCGCCUAGGUAAAUUGACACAUUUGUUCAACAGAUGGGACGUGGAGGACGGGACGGAUCAUUAGCCAAUGAAUUCAUUCUUUACAAGGCACAUACAGGACACUUGAAACAUUUCAAAUUGUGUAAAGAUAAUGCAGAAUGUAGACGCAAGUUAUUAUGUGAGGAAUAUGUUCAUAACUCCGUUUCACAACUGUUGUGAUGUUUGUGAGCAAAAUUGUGAGUGCAGUCAUGCAGAAUGCCCAAGAACACACCCUGCAUUCAACAAACAUUACGAAGAUGCUAAUUCAGAAUAGGAGAUGAAAAAGUAUACCAAUGAAGGUGAGAAAUCAUCGUUGCAUCAUAAACUCAAUCUGCUAAAAUAUGAGCUCUCUGAUUUUCAUUCAACACCGAUGAUAACAGCAGAUGUCAUUUGUGGAUUAACAGGUGAUGUGAUUGACAACAUUGUGAAAAAUUGUGACUUAGUAUUUAGUCCCGAUGAUGUCAUGAGAAAAUUUCCAAUAUGAAACAAGACAUUGCAAUUUAAAUAUGUUCACCUGUAUCAGAUGUGUUUGGGGAUACAGAUAUGUAUACAACUGAGCUAAGUGGGGAUGAAUUUUAACAUGGUGCAAACAUGGAAAAGUGCACUAAUUACAUUUACUUCUAUUUUCUGAACUUGUUACACGAAUUGUACUUGCUGAUUAUUUGAUUUUCUAAAGUGCAUUUGAAAUAAACUACAUCACAAUCA
Ostrea edulis (European flat oyster) is the source of this 1792-nucleotide messenger RNA. RefSeq names its product bifunctional 3'-5' exonuclease/ATP-dependent helicase WRN-like. The transcript has 2 exons. NCBI's taxonomy places the organism in Eukaryota, Metazoa, Mollusca, Bivalvia, Ostreida, Ostreidae. Gene Ontology annotation, cellular component: chromosome; nucleoplasm; cytoplasm. Bases 434 to 1081 code for a protein of 215 amino acids. Gene Ontology annotation, biological process: double-strand break repair via homologous recombination; telomere maintenance. The record is from RefSeq and is a predicted model, not a curated record. Gene Ontology annotation, molecular function: four-way junction helicase activity; 3'-5' DNA helicase activity.